Linum trigynum is the source of this 1190-nucleotide messenger RNA. Lineage: Eukaryota; Viridiplantae; Streptophyta; Magnoliopsida; Malpighiales; Linaceae. The record is from the annotation of a GenBank genome assembly.
CUGUGUUUGUACUUGUAAGUUUUAAUAAGUCCCACCCUCCCUCCCCUUCCCUUCCCCAUUUGUCACUUUCCCUCUCUUCCAUUACCGUUUCUCCCUUCAAACUUCCACCAUUUCUUCCCGUUUUUCUUUCUUCUGCAGUCAAGCCUUCAGUAUUUCCCCACACUGCUUUCCCUCCCUUUCUCUGGAAGGAAGGAACUCAGUGCGAGUGAGUGAGAGCGGUCUGCCUCGCCUCUCUAAUUUCUCCCAAAGGCAGAGUUCCUAUUCACCUCCGGAGGCCUAGAUUUCCAUUCACAAAGGAAGAGACACAAUGUCGGCUGUUAAAGAUGAAGACCCUCGUAUCGAUGGCAUCAAAACUAAAAUUCGUGUCGUCCCCAAUUUCCCUAAACCAGGUAUUAUGUUUCAGGAUAUAACAACUCUGCUUCUGGAUCCAAAAGCUUUCAAGGAUACAGUUGAUUUGUUCGUCGAGCGUUACAAGGGCAAAAACAUUUCGGUCGUUGCAGGAAUAGAAGCUCGAGGGUUUAUUUUUGGACCUCCCAUUGCAUUGGCCAUCGGUGCAAAGUUUGUUCCUUUAAGGAAGCCCAAAAAGCUUCCUGGUGAAGUUAUCUCGGAGGAGUACACACUGGAGUAUGGAAGCGACCGCCUCGAGAUGCACGUUGGAGCUGUUAAUAAGGGAGAACGUGCCCUGGUGGUCGACGAUCUGAUUGCUACUGGUGGCACUCUUUGUGCAGCCAUGAAUUUACUCGAACGAGCAGGAUCAGAAAUUGUGGAGUGUGCCUGUCUUAUCGAGUUGCCCGAGUUGAAGGGGCGGGAUAGAUUGCACGGGAAGCCAUUGUAUGUGCUUGUAGAGUAUCACUAGAGGGUUCGGUUGCAGAUUUUGGCUGAAGUGAUUGUUGUAUCACUACUUGAUUAGUUGAAUUUGGAUUUUAAAUUAUUGUGGCUAUUGCUGUAAGUUAUCAAAGCUAGUGAGCCUAGUAUAACAGCAGACAUUAUUGAUUUGAAGUAUCAAUAUGAAUAUAUUAUGGUCUAUGGACACUAAGUAUCCAUCCAUGACCAUCUUUUCUCACUCACUUCAUAGAUAAAGUUUGUUUGAUGUGAGCUAAAUCAUUGUUUAUUCCUAUCCAUCAAGUCAAAUAGGAUGAUUUAAUAGUAAGGAAUGAGUCAUUUCGUAGCAAUAUACUGUUUGAAUAUGG